AUGUGCCAGAGAAGGGUUGGGAACACGGUUUCAGUUUCACGUUUGAUCUCUGGAACGCUUAGGCCUGUCACUCUGUCAGGCAUAUUUUCAUCCGACUCAGGGAUUGACCAGAUGAUGGCGGGCGCAGUAGCGAGACAUGUGAAAUCGGUGUUUUCAAGUCCCCUGGUGAAACACCUCUUUACCAAAAAAGAGAAUGCUCCGGCGGUGGAUUUUGUCGAUGGAAUGUAUUAUGUGGCAACAGCAGUCGUCGGUUACCAUGUCAUUCAACAGGAAAAGCAAUCUAAACGUCUCCGUGAGCAAGGGAAACUUCUCGAGGCCAGGUUUGAUGACCUCAUGGCUCGAGGGAUGAUCAGAGAGCAAACCUUAGUCAAGAUAAGCACAAGCAAGCUGAAAGACAUAUAUUAUCAAGGUAUAGUCCAAAUUCUCAAUUUAAAAGAGGAUAUUCCACUUCAAUCUCUCUCUCCAUCCUCUGCUUCUCCGGCGAAACUCUUCCCAUCAAUGGCGGCAAGGUUGAACACUUCGUUUCAUAACGCUCUCUGUUUGUUAAACCCGUUCAAUACUCCCCUCAGUACCAAACCAUUCUCUUCUUCUAGACAUAGCUUCAGAUUUUCCAAAAAGCUCCCUUACUAUUCCCAAUCCUCCUCCUCCAAUAAAUCCCUCUAUUGCACUUCCAGCCAUGAAAAUGACGUCGACGGAGCCGAGACUUUCGUCCUCACCACUCCUCUUUAUUACGUAAAUGCCCCUCCCCACAUGGGCAGUGCCUACACAACUAUCGCCGCCGAUUCAAUCGCUCGUUUCCAGAGGCUGCUUGGGAAGAAGGUUAUCUUCAUCACAGGCACAGACGAGCAUGGUGAGAAGAUAGCUACCUCAGCAGCUGCUAAUGGACGCAACCCUGCUGAGCAUUGUGACCUCAUUUCUCAGUCUUAUAGAACUCUUUGGAAAGAACUCGAUAUAGCUUACGACAAGUUCAUCAGAACCACUGAUCCUAAACACGAAGCAAUCGUGAAAGAGUUCUACGCUCGAGUUUUCGCAAACGGUGAUAUAUACAGAGCUGAUUAUGAAGGGCUUUACUGUGUUAACUGCGAGGAGUAUAAGGUGCAAACUUGGAUAAAGAGUGGUUUAAGAGAUUUUUCCAUUUCUCGGGCAUUAGUAGAUUGGGGGAUUCCUGUUCCUGAUGACGAUAAGCAAACCAUAUAUGUUUGGUUUGACGCUUUAUUGGGCUACAUAUCAGCUCUAACAGAGGACAAUGAGCAACAAAAUCUAGAAACUGCAAUUACAUUAGGCUGGCCUGCUUCAUUGCAUUUGAUCGGGAAGGAUAUUCUACGGUUCCAUGCCGUCUAUUGGCCUGCCAUGCUAAUGUCUGCUGGUCUUAACCUUCCAAAGAUGGUGUUUGGCCAUGGAUUUCUGACAAAGGAUGGAAUGAAGAUGGGAAAAUCGUUGGGGAAUACUCUAGAACCUUUUGAGCUGGUUCAGAAAUUUGGGCCAGACGCUGUGAGGUACUUCUUCCUCCGAGAGGUGGAAUUUGGAAACGAUGGAGACUAUUCAGAAGACCGCUUUAUAAAAAUCGUCAAUGCACAUCUCGCCAACACGAUAGGAAAUCUCCUUAACCGAACUCUCGGCCUUCUUAAGAAGAACUGUGAGUCCACUUUAGUAGUAGAUUCCACUAUUGCAGCCGAAGGGAUUCCUUUGAAAGACACUGUGGAGAAGCUGGUUGAAAAAGCUCGGACAAACUAUGAGAAUCUAUCAUUAUCAACGGCGUGUGAGGCUGUGUUAGAAAUUGGAAAUGCUGGAAACUCCUACAUGGAUCAACGAGCACCUUGGUUACUUUUCAAACAAGGUGGUGACUCAGCUGAAUCUGCAGCCAAGGAUCUGGUGAUUAUACUGGAAGUAAUGAGAAUAAUAGCGGUUGCGUUAUCCCCCAUUGCUCCUUGCUUAAGCCUGAGGAUAUAUUCACAGCUUGGUUAUUCACUUGAUCAGUUCAAUAGCAUAACCUGGAAUGACACCAAGUGGGGAGGGCUAAAGGGAGGAGAAGUGAUGGCGCAAGCGAAUCCUGUUUUUGCAAGGAUCGAGCUGAGUGUAGGAGAGAAAGAUGAAGAGGAGAAGAAGCCAAAAGAUAGUAAGAAGAAGGGAAAAGCUAAGGUCAAAGUAGAGCAACCUCAGACUGUAGCAGAAGCUUAG
This is a messenger RNA of Thlaspi arvense, 2178 nucleotides long. Lineage: Eukaryota; Viridiplantae; Streptophyta; Magnoliopsida; Brassicales; Brassicaceae. The record is from the annotation of a GenBank genome assembly.